This is a messenger RNA of Schistocerca cancellata (South American locust), 1682 nucleotides long. It is a transcript of the gene chic, whose product is annotated as profilin. The transcript has 4 exons. Lineage: Eukaryota; Metazoa; Arthropoda; Insecta; Orthoptera; Acrididae. Gene Ontology annotation, cellular component: cell cortex. The record is from RefSeq and is a predicted model, not a curated record. Bases 91 to 471 code for a protein of 126 amino acids. Gene Ontology annotation, molecular function: actin monomer binding.
GUAGUUCUUUCAGACAGAGGUAGUGAUCGGGUGUAGUUAGUGUGGUUGAGUUUGUGCGUGUUCAAGGGUUUGAGUAAAUUUGUGUGCACCAUGAGCUGGCAGGAUUAUGUAGACAAGCAGUUGCUGGCUUCUAAAUGUGUUACUAAAGCAGCAAUUGCUGGACAUGAUGGAAAUGUUUGGGCGAAAUCGGAAGGAUUUGAAGUAUCGAAAGAAGAAAUUGCAAAGUUGGUGCAAGGUUUUGAGAAACAAGAUAUCUUGACGUCUUCUGGUGUCACGUUGGCUGGCAACAGAUAUAUUUACCUGUCUGGAACUGAUAGAGUUAUUAGGGCAAAGCUUGGAAAGGUUGGUGUGCAUUGCAUGAAGACACAGCAAGCUGUUGUAGUUUCACUAUAUGAGGAUCCCAUCCAACCACAACAGGCAGCCUCUGUUGUGGAAAAAUUAGGGGAUUACUUAGUGUCCUGUGGAUACUAGAGGUAUAAUAGACUGUUCUCAUGUGGUGAUAUGAAGAAGCAGCAGCAGCAACAACAGAGAUGGUCGUUUUUUUCUAUACAGCGAACUGUAAUGUGCAUCAUGGUUCUGGCUAAUAAUUCAGUUUGAGUUUAAACUCAUAUGGUGAAAAUCUUGAACUGCAUUUUUCUUUUCUCAGUACCUUGUGUCCGGAUGUUUGUGGCAAGUAUUGCUUCAGUUUGCGAAUGAGGCAUUGAGCAUAUCAUGGGCUCUUGGAAGUGGACAAAUUGUUGGCAACGUUCUCCAAAGUACACUUUGGCUAGUAAUCCAAGGUGUACCUCGAAGUUCGCCUGGAAUGAAAAUUGAAGAAUUGUAGCUGAUACUAGUAUGACCAUUGCAUUUGAUACUGAGUCAUUAGGAUUUUUAUAAUCUCUAGUCCUGCUCUUUCUACCCCAUAUCUUUCCCUUUGCCGUGUGAAAUUUUGUUGAAAAUUAAUUUAUUGGCGAAGUCUUCAAUGCUUUAGAACCCAGUGUACUCAUUCCUUGUCUAUAUGUAUCACAACCAAUAAAGUCGGAAGCUUGAAUGACAAAUAUUGGUGGAGCUCAGAAGGAGGGCUAGCGCAGUGUGCGUAGUGUCUCCUGCCUGCACUGUGAUUGUGGUGUAAUUUUAAGAUGGUUUGCAGACUAUAAAUAUAAUGGAUAAAAGCUCGUUUUAGUGCUAUGUUGCUGAAAGGAUUUGUGGUGGCUUUGAUUUUUACUACGGUCUAAUUUAAACAAUAAUUAGCUUUGUAAAAGAAUUGAAUAUGGAAUUUGAGAAAUUUACCAAAAUCAAAUUUGUAUAAAAGUAUGGCAUAGUCAGUUGAAUGACUUUUACUGCAACUUUGUGUUAAAGUAAAAGUUAUUCAGCUAAUGUGAAAACUGGGGGAAUAUGAAUUUUACAGUAAUCUUUUUUAUGUAAAGCGUUAGUGUAGCAAAGUUUAUAUAUCUUGUUUCCUAUAAUUUAAAGAGAUAUUUUUGUCCGUAAAAUGGAAUUAUCUUGGCCCCGGCCUUUUGUGCUCUACUUCAGGGGGCGAGAGCAAUUGUGUGCCAAUUGUAUACCAACUUCAGGUUAGUCUCCUGCUGGAUUUAUACAUUUUGUACUGAUUUUAAUGACCACUGUAUUCCAGUAUUUUUCGUUAUUCUUAUGAAUUGUACUGUUCCCCUUCAGGGCCCCCAAUAAAAAUUAAUCAAAAAGUG